AUGUGUAGACAAGAGAGAGUGUGGACGUCUCAGCCGCUCACCACCCACGAGUGCACUUACAACAGCAUUCAUCUGCGGGAUAACUCAGCAAGUCACGACUUGUUCACUCUUGGUAUCCUUGACGACGACAUGGCCAAAAUCAACAAGCUUUACACGUUUGGCAUCUUGUGCAUUGGCAUGGGCAUUGGCAGCACGGCUGUUAACAAGAUUAUGAAGCCUGAUAUGAGUAUCCCUGUGCCCAAGACAACCACCACCACCACCAGCAACCAAGACAACGACAAGAAUUGA
This is a messenger RNA of Lichtheimia ornata, 288 nucleotides long. RefSeq lists its product as uncharacterized. NCBI's taxonomy places the organism in Eukaryota, Fungi, Mucoromycota, Mucoromycetes, Mucorales, Lichtheimiaceae. Bases 1 to 288 code for a protein of 95 amino acids. The record is from RefSeq and is a predicted model, not a curated record. The transcript has 3 exons.